Molecule: messenger RNA, 2536 nt
Organism: Hippoglossus stenolepis (Pacific halibut)
Lineage: Eukaryota; Metazoa; Chordata; Actinopteri; Pleuronectiformes; Pleuronectidae
Gene: foxn4
Product: forkhead box N4
Exons: 10
Coding region: 261-1808 (515 amino acids)
Biological process (GO): regulation of transcription by RNA polymerase II
Molecular function (GO): DNA-binding transcription factor activity, RNA polymerase II-specific; transcription cis-regulatory region binding
Source: RefSeq, a predicted model, not a curated record
CUGUUGAGUUAAGAGCCACCGUGUUAACAGCAGCUGUCAAACUCAUGGGACCCUCCUGCCCCUGCCCCCCGGGCCACUGGGAGCUGUGCUGAGGUCUCCACUGCGCAUGUCAGAGCGCUGGACAGCUCCAGAGAGGGAAAUUUAAAAACGGUUUUUUGGAGAAUCAAGUGCAGCACAGAGAAAAUACAGUACAGGGGCUCGCGACCGGCUCUCACCACCUCCAGUAUCAUCCAAAACAGAGGCUCCACAUAUCCCAGGAAAUGAUAGAAGGCGGAAUUACAUCCAUGAUGUCAGGAAUAAUUGAGAAUUCUGGGCAUCAUCCAUCGCCACAGGAUUACAGGCUUCUGACCACGGACCCCUCCCAGCUGAGGGAGGAGGACCUCCCCGGGGACCUGCAGUCUCUGUCAUGGCUCACCUCUGUGGAUGUGCCCCGACUACAGCAGAUGGCUGAUACCCGGGGCCACAGCAACGGGCCCUCCCAGGGCAGCCUGCUGGAGCAACAGACAGCUCAGCUGAGCAGCCUGGCGAUGACGGCUGGACAAGGCUCCAUGCUCCAGCUCCAGAGCAACAUGCAGCACAGCCCUCUGGGAAUCAGCAUCAUCAACACCCACAGUGGAAGUAUGUCUCCAUUCUCCAUGAAUGGGAUGCCUUCUCCAGGAUACCAGUGCCCUACCUCAGUCUACCAGCCUACACCCCAGCACGUGUACUCUCUCACCCAAACUGGACAACAGUGUUCAACAACUGGGCUUUAUAGCAAUGUCUCUUUCAACGACCAAAGUCUAUUCACGCAACCUCGUCUGGCUCCGCAAGACCAGGAGCUGCAGCCCAAGUCUUUCCCCAAGCCCAUCUACUCCUACAGCUGUUUGAUUGCCAUGGCUCUGAAAAACAGCAAAACUGGCAGCCUCCCAGUCAGUGAGAUCUAUAGCUUUAUGAAGGACCACUUUCCUUAUUUCAAGACUGCACCUGAUGGAUGGAAGAACUCCGUCAGACACAACCUGUCCUUAAACAAAUGCUUUGAGAAAGUGGAGAACAAGACGAGCAGCUCGUCUCGUAAGGGCUGUCUCUGGGCACUGAACCCUGCCAAAAUUGACAAGAUGGAGGAGGAGAUGCAGAAGUGGAAACGCAAGGACCUGCCGGCCAUCCGCCGCAGCAUGGCUAACCCUGAUGAGCUGGACAAACUGAUCACAGACCGCCCAGAGAACUGCAGACGCAAGUUGUUAGAGGCCGGCAUGACCCGGCUGCCCGGCUGUCAGACGGGCCUCCCGCUGCCCGUCUCUGCCCAGAUGCAGCCUCAGCCUAUAGUCACGCUGUCCCUCCCGUGUUUACCCAUGCACCAGCACCACCAGUUUCAGGCCCAGCUCCAGGCUCAGGCCCGACUGGCCCCCAUGUCCCCCGCCCCGGCCCAGACACCUCCCCUCCACACUGUCCCCGACCUUUGCCACAGUCCUCUCACUCAGCAGUCCAGCAAGCCCCCUGAUGAUUUCUACAUCGUGCACGGUGACACGCACACAGAGGUGGACGCACUAGACCCCAGCAUCAUGGACUUUGCCUUUCAAGGUAACCUGUGGGAGGAAAUGAAGGACGACAGCUUUAACCUGGAUGCUUUGGGCACCUUCAGUAACUCGCCCCUCCGACUAUCAGACUGUGACUUGGGAACAGCCAGCCUCCCUCCCAGCUCCACCGGGGUGAACAUGCCGCUGUCAGAUGUGCAGGUGACGGGCCUCUACACCACCUACACCACCCAGGACCCCCUGUCGUCCCAGUACAUGGGCACAGCAGCCAACAGCAAGCCCAUCAUCCUGCUUUGAAGCAACGCUAACAGAGUCAACAUGAUUUUAUCUCAUCUGUGGAAAUCUAUGAACGCGGUCUGAAGAAGUCUCUGGUUUCUUCUGUGCUACUAAACAUACAAAUCACACUGCUUCACCCGAGGAACUACCUGGAGAAAGGAUGUUUGAAAAUCAUGUCCCGUACAGUCUACCAUUAAACUGCUCAUAAGAGAUGAAACUAAUAAUAAAUUAAGGUUUUAAGAAAGACGUAUGUAAGACUUAAAAUAUCUAGCUUUGCCAAGCAAAGCCUCCCAGCCAGUAUGAGUACGAGGACUCUGCCUGGAGAAGUAUGUGUAAGUUAGCAUCUACCGUUUUUUCUACUGUUCACUCUGCGUUUUAAAGUCCUUCCAUACUGUAGCUCUCCAUCUCUUGUCUGUUGUAUUGUGCUAGACAUUAUUACUGUGACGUUUUAUUUAUAUUUAUAAAAAGGCAGCUGGAGAAGGGGAUGACUGUCAGUCUUUUGCUGUAUAUAUUUGAAUGUUUUAAAAUUGCUAUUGCCACAGAAAAGCUUUGUUUUUGACUGUAUUUACACACUUAAGUUCCAAAAUGCAAACGUGUGCCAACACUUUUUGAGUAAUCCAGAUGUUACGCGUUAUUCUUCUACACACUGUGAUUAACAUGUCUGAAAGUUAGGUGUACAUUAUGUUCAGUUACGUGACCAUAAUAAAAAUCGAAUGGGUGAAUAAAAAUACAUUUGUUUUUGCCAAAAA